CACGAGCGGCUUCGGAUAAUGAAACAUGGGCUCAUCUCGGAGCUCAAAGUUGGCGAAGAGUCAGCCACACAAUGCUUUGUCUUCCCCCUUCCACGAACAAUGGGCGGGACCCAUGCCGUGUAGAGGGAGGAUGACAGCCAGAAGGAAUGGCUGCGACGUGCGUUGCUGACAAAGCUUGAGCAAGGUGUCCAGACACACUCGAUUGCGAGCCUGGCCCGCUUGUGAAGUCGGACGAUAGCAGCAGCACUGCGGAGCGGAAAUUUGUUGAAGACAGCUGGUUCGGCUGUCAGCGCUUGAUGAGCUCGCCGGUCGGCUGCACCCCUUUUCAUUCGAGGAGCUCGGCACGGACAUUCCAACAAACGGCGGUUGUCUUAUAUAAAGGCGCGUCUUAUUUCUUCUUGACCCUCCUCACCCAUCCCCAUCGACCGCACCCCCAACCAUGUCCGAGGUGGUGCCCGCUGAGACACCCAUCCUGACAGUCUCGAGGCUUGUCGAAGCCUCGCUCGACCAGCUCCGCUCUCCGUCGCUCACCGACGCGGACCGACAGUCUGUCAUUGGUCGACUCGAACUGGCGAACCGGCUACUGAACGGCUUGGACCCUUACCUCGACAGUGUCUCCUCUGGCGGUCCUCCGGGCCUGCAGCCGCUGAUCCAUGAGACGAUCCAUCACGACUGGGCGCGUGCCUACCAAGAGAAGAAGGUGUCGUUCAAGGUCAACCCUUCGUGGUCUGCUGGCGCCUAUGAAGGCUCGUUUGUUGCCCUAGUCGCGAGGGCCGUCGGCGCAAAGAGGGUUCUCGAGAUCGGCAUGUUCACAGGCACGACGACGCUGUGUGUGGCCAGCUCGCUCCCCUCAGACGGCAAGGUCGUCUGCCUUGAGAUCGAUCAGUACUUUGAGGACCUAGCCCGACCCUACUUCGAAAAGGCUGGCGUCUCGUCCAAGAUCGACGUCAAGGUUGGCAAGGCUCUCGAUUUUCUCCAGAGCUACAAUGGCGAGCCAUUCGACCUCAUCUUCAUCGAUGCGGACAAGACCGGCUACCUGGGCUAUUUUAAUGCAAUCCUCGAUCGCGGCCUGCUCAGCAAGAACGGCGUCCUCCUCGUUGACAACGUCCUCUACAAGGGCCUUCCCAUCACUGACGGCCUUCAAUCCGAGUCAACUGCCGAGAGGGUCGACAAUGGGGGAGCAUUGAAGCACUUCAACCAGGUCGUCCGUCAAGACAAGCGCGUCGAGGUCUGCGUCCUGCCAAUCCGCGACGGCGUAUCCUUCAUCAUGCACAAGUAGAUACACCUCACAAGUGGCUCAUCAUGCUGACAUGCCCAAGAGACGAGAACUGCUGUAAAACAUGCAAGUAGAGACAUUUGCCAUCUCGUGAAAACAUUGUUACAUCUCCAUCGGCGUCGAAAGUGAAGAGGACCUCUGGACGGAAGAGGACGCGAACCGUCUAGCACGAGCCUCGUCUGCUUCUACCUCGCCCCUCCAGACCCUCUCCAUACCCUUGAGCU
Messenger RNA from Acaromyces ingoldii, 1500 nucleotides. RefSeq lists its product as hypothetical. The transcript is spliced from 2 exons. Bases 440 to 1279 code for a protein of 279 amino acids. The record is from RefSeq and is a predicted model, not a curated record. Gene Ontology annotation, molecular function: O-methyltransferase activity; S-adenosylmethionine-dependent methyltransferase activity. NCBI's taxonomy places the organism in Eukaryota, Fungi, Basidiomycota, Exobasidiomycetes, Exobasidiales, Cryptobasidiaceae.